CAUUUGAGCUGUCACCCAUGCUGGAAGCAGAAGAGAAGAAAGCAAAACGAAACUCACCACAGUCCCACACAGCACUCACAGCUCGGCAUCUUGUGGCUUCUUUUCCUGUUGUGUAGCUCUUCCUGCAGUCCACUAUUCAUUUCUCCUGAGCUUUGUUUUCCAAUAUUUACUGUUCCUGAUGAGCAUCUCAGGUGAUCUUUCAUGAACAUAAAAAUGAAAUCAGCAGAGAAACUUGUCAUCAUUUAUUCUCUAUUUCAAGGUGUUUUGUGUAGAGAAUUCUCCAUCAGUCUACCAGAGAGUGUAGAAGCUGUGAGAGGACUCUGUGUUCUCAUACCCUGCAGAUUUGAGAUUGAAGAACAAUUUGAUGGAGACCUCCAGACAGAUCCUACAGGAAUCUGGUUAAAAGACGGCACUCAUGGUGACGAUAACAGAGUCUUUAACUCUAAAGUAACUGAAGAGAACAAGAUUGAAGGGAAACUUAUAGGAGACCUCCGCAUGAAGAACUGCACCACCAUCUUCUACAACAUCAGACAGAGUGACCGUGGAGAUUAUUACUUUAGAAUACAAACUUCAGGAAGACUGAAAUACACUUAUCCUUCUUCAUCAGAGUCUGUAAGAUCUUCAGCAGUAUCUGUAAGAGUGGGAGCUUCUCCAAUCACACCCUCAAUAACACUGUAUAAGGAGGAUCAGGGGGAGGUGGAGGACCAAAAUGAGCUGGUGGAGGGAACUUCAGUGAGUCUCAUUUGCUCUGCUCCAGCUCCUCCAUGUCUCUUAAAGCCACCCACUUUUACAUGGAACUUCCUGGCUGAGGAGAGAAGACAAGAGCAGAAACACAACAUCAGAUUCAGCUCCUCUCAGCUGAACUUCAACGUUACUCACCUUCAUCAUGGAUUCACUUUCAGCUGCACUGCCACCUACCAGUUCCAGAACAAGAUCACCAAAUCAGCACAGAGCUCUUUAAUACUACAUGUUCUGUAUGGUCCUAGAAACACAUCAGUAUCAGCAUCUCCAUCUGCUUCAGUGCUUUUGGGCAGUUCAGUGUCUCUGAGAUGCAGCAGUGAUGCAAACCCAGCAGUGCUGAACUACACCUGGUACAGAGAGAACGGAGAACAGAUAGGAACUGGAAACCAUCUCACCAUCAAUAGGGCUGAUUGUACACACAGUGGUUUAUACUACUGUAGAGCUCAAAACCAGCAUGGAGAUCACAACUCAUCCAUCCUCCUGGAUGUUCAGUACUCUCCAAUCACUCCCUCAAUAACACUGUAUAAGGAGGAUCAGGGGGAGGUGGAGGACCAAAAUGAGGUGGUGGAGGGAACUUCAGUGAGUCUCAUUUGCUCUGCUCCAGCUCCUCCAUGUCUCUUAAAGCCACCCACUUUUACAUGGAACUUCCUGCCGGAGGAGAGAAGACAGGAGCAGAACCACAACACCAGCUUCAGCUCCUCUCAGCUGAACUUCAACGUUACUCACCUUCAUCAUGGACUCAAUUUCACCUGCACUGCCACCUACCAGCUCCAGAACAGCAACAAAUCAACACAGAGCUCUUUUGUACUACAUGUUCUGUAUGGUCCUAGAAACACGUCAGUUUCAGCAUCUCCAUCUGCUUCAGUGCUUUUGGGCAGUUCAGUGUCUCUGAGUUGCAGCAGUGAUGCAAACCCAGCAGUGCUGAACUACACCUGGUACAGAGAGAACAGAGAACAGAUAGGAACGGGAGACCAUCUCACCAUCAAUAGGGCUGAAUGUACACACAGUGGUUUAUACUACUGUAGAGCUCAAAACCAGCACGGAGAUCACAACUCAUCCAUCCUCCUGGAUGUUCAGUACUCUCCAAUCAGCCCUUCAAUAACACUGUAUAAGGAGGAUCAGGGGAAGGUGGAGGACCAAAAUGAGGUGGUGGAGGGAACUUCAGUGAGUCUCAUUUGCUCUGCUCCAGCUACUCCAUGUCUCUUAAAGCCACCCACUUUUACAUGGAACUUCCUGCCUGAGGAGAGAAGACAGGAACAAAACUACAAGACCAGCUUCAGCUCCUCUCAGCUGAACUUCAACGUUACUCACCUUCAUCAUGGACUCAAUUUCACCUGCAGUGCCACCUACCAGCUCCAGAACAGCAACAAAUCAACACAGAGCUCUUUUGUACUACAUGUUCUCUAUGGUCCUAGAAACACGUCAGUUUCAGCAUCUCCAUCUGCUUCAGUGCUUUUGGGCAGUUCAGUGUCUCUGAGAUGCAGCAGUGAUGCAAACCCAGCAGUGCUGAACUACACCUGGUACAGAGGGAACGGAGAACAGAUAGGAACUGGAAAGCAUCUCACCAUCAAUAGGGCUGAAUGUACACACAGUGGUUUAUACUACUGUAGAGCUCAAAACCAGCACGGAGAUCACAACUCAUCUGUCCUCCUGGAUGUUCAGUACUCUCCAAUCAGCCUCUUAAUAACACUGCAUAAGGAGGAUCAGGGGAAGGUGGAGGACCAAAAUGAGGUGGUGGAGGGAACUUCAGUGAGUCUCAUUUGCUCUGCUCCAGCUCCUCCAUGUCUCUUAAAGCCACCCACUUUUACAUGGAACUUCCUGCCUGAGGAGAGAAGACAAGAGCAGAACCACAACACCAGCUUCAGCUCCUCUCAGCUGAACUUCACUGCUACUCACCUUCAUCGUGGACUCAAUUUCACCUGCACUGCCACCUACCAGCUCCAGAACAUGAACAAAUCAGCACAGAGCUCUUUUAUACUACAUGUUCUGUAUGGUCCUAGAAACACGUCAGUAUCAGCAUCUCCAUCUGCUUCAGUGCUUUUGGGCAGUUCAGUGUCUCUGAGAUGCAGCAGUGAUGCAAACCCAGCAGUGCUGAACUACACCUGGUACAGAGAGAACGGAGAGCAGAUAGGAACGGGAGACCAUCUCACCAUCAAUAGGGCUGAUUGUACACACAGUGGUUUAUACUACUGUAGAGCUCAAAACCAGCACGGAGAUCACAACUCAUCCAUCCUCCUGGAUGUUCAGUACUCUCCAAUCAGCCCUUCAAUAACACUGUAUAAGGAGGAUCAGGGGAAGGUGGAGGACCAAAAUGAAGUGGUGGAGGGAACUUCAGUGAGUCUCAUUUGCUCUGCUCCAACUCCUCCAUGUCUCUUAAAGCCACCCACUUUUACAUGGAACUUCCUGCCUGAGGAGAGAAGACAGGAACAAAACUACAACACCAGCUUCAGCUCCUCUCAGCUGAACUUCAACGCUACUCACCUUCAUCAUGGACUCAAUUUCACCUGCACUGCCACCUACCAGCUCCAGAACAGGAACAAAUCAACACAGAGCUCUUUUGUACUACAUGUUCUGUAUGGUCCUAGAAACACGUCAGUUUCAGCAUCUCCAUCUGCUUCAGUGCUUUUGGGCAGUUCAGUGUCUCUGAGAUGCAGCAGUGAUGCAAACCCAGCAGUGCUGAACUACACCUGGUACAGAGAGAACGGAGAGCAGAUAGGAACGGGAGACCAUCUCACCAUCAAUAGGGCUGAAUGUACACACAGUGGUUUAUACUACUGUAGAGCUCAAAACCAGCACGGAGAUCACAACUCAUCCAUCCUCCUGGAUGUUCAGUACUCUCCAAUCAGCCUCUUAAUAACACUGCAUAAGGAGGAUCAGGGGAAGGUGGAGGACCAAAAUGAGGUGGUGGAGGGAACUUCAGUGAGUCUCAUUUGCUCUGCUCCAGCUCCUCCAUGUCUCUUAAAGCCAACCACUUUUACAUGGAACUUCCUGCCUGAGGAGAGAAGACAGGAGCAGAACCACAACACCAGCUUCAGCUCCUCUCAGCUGAACUUCAACGCUACUCACCUUCAUCAUGGACUCAAUUUCACCUGCACUGCCACCUACCAGCUCCAGAACAUGAACAAAUCAGCACAGAGCUCUUUUAUACUACAUGUUCUGUAUGGUCCUAGAAACACAUCAGUAUCAGCAUCUCCAUCUGCUUCAGUGCUUUUGGGCAGUUCAGUGUCUCUGAGAUGCAGCAGUGAUGCAAACCCAGCAGUGCUGAACUACACCUGGUACAGAGAGAACGGAGAGCAGAUAGGAACGGGAGACCAUCUCACCAUCAAUAGGGCUGAUUGUACACACAGUGGUUUAUACUAUUGUAGAGCUCAAAACCAGCACGGAGAUCACAACUCAUCCAUCCUCCUGGAUGUUCAGUACUCUCCAAUCAGCCCUUCAAUAACACUGUAUAAGGAGGAUCAGGGGAAGGUGGAGGACCAAAAUGAAGUGGUGGAGGGAACUUCAGUGAGUCUCAUUUGCUCUGCUCCAACUCCUCCAUGUCUCUUAAAGCCACCCACUUUUACAUGGAACUUCCUGCCUGAGGAGAGAAGACAGGAACAAAACUACAACACCAGCUUCAGCUCCUCUCAGCUGAAAUUCAACGCUACUCACCUUCAUCAUGGACUCAAUUUCACCUGCACUGCCACCUACCAGCUCCAGAACAGCAACAAAUCAGCACAGAGCUCUUUUAUACUACAUGUUCUCUAUGGUCCUAGAAACACGUCAGUUUCAGCAUCUCCAUCUGCUUCAGUGCUUUUGGGCAGUUCAGUGUCUCUGAGUUGCAGCAGUGAUGCAAACCCAGCAGUGCUGAACUACACCUGGUACAGAGGGAACGGAGAACAGAUAGGAACUGGAAAGCAUCUCACCAUCAACAGGGCUGAAUGUACACACAGUGGUUUAUACUACUGUAGAGCUCAAAACCAGCACGGAGAUCACAACUCAUCUGUCCUCCUGGAUGUUCAGUACUCUCCAAUCAGCCUCUUAAUAACACUGCAUAAGGAGGAUCAGGGGAAGGUGGAGGACCAAAAUGAGGUGGUGGAGGGAACUUCAGUGAGUCUCAUUUGCUCUGCUCCAGCUCCUCCAUGUCUCUUAAAGCCACCCACUUUUACAUGGAACUUCCUGCCUGAGGAGAGAAGACAGGAGCAGAACCACAACACCAGCUUCAGCUCCUCUCAGCUGAACUUCACUGCUACUCACCUUCAUCGUGGACUCAAUUUCACCUGCACUGCCACCUACCAGCUCCAGAACAUGAACAAAUCAGCACAGAGCUCUUUUAUACUACAUGUUCUGUAUGGUCCUAGAAACACGUCAGUAUCAGCAUCUCCAUCUGCUUCAGUGCUUUUGGGCAGUUCAGUGUCUCUGAGAUGCAGCAGUGAUGCAAACCCAGCAGUGCUGAACUACACCUGGUACAGAGAGAAUGGAGAGCAGAUAGGAACGGGAGACCAUCUCACCAUCAACAGGGCUGAUUGUACACACAGUGGUUUAUACUAUUGUAGAGCUCAAAACCAGCACGGAGAUCACAACUCAUCCAUCCUCCUGGAUGUUCAGUACUCUCCAAUCAGCCCUUCAAUAACACUGUAUAAGGAGGAUCAGGGGAAGGUGGAGGACCAAAAUGAGCUGGUGGAGGGAACUUCAGUGAGUCUCAUUUGCUCUGCUCCAGCUCCUCCAUGUCUCUUAAAGCCAACCACUUUUACAUGGAACUUCCUGCCUGAGGAGAGAAGACAGGAACAAAACUACAAGACCAGCUUCAGCUCCUCUCAGCUGAACUUCAACGCUACUCACCUUCAUCAUGGACUCAAUUUCACCUGCACUGCCACCUACCAGCUCCAGAACAUGAACAAAUCAGCACAGAGCUCUUUUAUACUACAUGUUCUGUAUGGACCGAGAAACAUGUCAGUAUCAGCAUCUCCAUCUGCUUCAGUGCUUUUGGGCAGUUCAGUGUCUCUGAGAUGCAGCAGUGAUGCAAACCCAGCAGUGCUGAACUACACCUGGUACAGAGAGAACGGAGAACAGAUAGGAACCGGAAACCAUCUCACCAUGAACACCACUGAUUCUACACACAGUGGUUUAUACUACUGUAGCGCUCAAAACCAGCACGGAGAUCACAACUCAUCUGUCCUCCUGGAUGUUCUGUAUGGUCCUAGAAACACGUCAGUAUCAGCAUCUCCAUCUGCUUCAGUGCUUUUGGGCAGUUCAGCGUCUCUGAGAUGCAGCAGUGAUGCAAACCCAGCAGUGCUGAACUACACCUGGUACAGAGAGAACGGAGAGCAGAUAGGAACCAGAAACCAUAUCACCAUCAACACCACUGAUUCUACACACAGUGGUUUAUACUACUGUAGAGCUCAAAACCAGCACGGAGAUCACAACUCAUCUGUCCUCCUGGAUGUUCAGUAUGCUCCUCAGGUCUCUCCGUUCUCCAGCUGUAACAGUGCUCAUGAUUUGAUCAUGUGUUCCUGUGAGGUUCGUGGAAAUCCGUCUCCUAAACUGACUUGGCAUCUCUCUGGUCAAAUUGUCUCUCCGUCUGAGGCGACAUCUAUCCAAGAGGAGUCUGUGUGUAACAGGGGUUUAAGAAGCGCUAUUACCAUCCGUCAGUCAUUUAUAGACACGCCCACUCUGCAGUGUGUUGGCUCCAACAACCUGGGCAAUGAAACACACCUGCUUAAUAUCAUCAUUUCAGAACCCAGACACACCGCAGUACCUUAUCUGGUUCCCUCUCUCUCUGUGGUUCUCCUUCUGUGUGUUGGUGUUAUUGGAUUUCUCAUCUACAAAUCAAAGCAAUUGUCCAGGGAGAUAAAGGUUCUACAGAGAGGAGAUACUUCUCUCGAGCUCUUUGCUGUACAGAACUCUGCAUAUAACUCUCUGCAGACUAACAGAGAGAACAACGCCUGAAAAGCUGCCCGUUUUCAUCACUAGAUUUUCAGCCACAUCAGGAAUAAUCACUGUGUGUGUUGCUGUUACACUAAAAGAAUUAACAGUGGGGUGGUGUGAUGAAGCGAAGUUAUUGCUAUCACUUCGAAGUUGGUUAUUUUCCUAUAACCUAUAUUUUAUUCCUCUUACACCACAGCAAUCUGACUCCAAUUUUUCAUUUAUUAAAUUUUGACAUGUCAUACUUUUAAUCAGUUAUAGUUACAUUUAAUGUUGUGGACCAUCAGUGAAACAAAUUAAUUCCUGUUCUCUCUUACAUUAUAGCAGCUAUAAACAGUUAUUCUCUCACCAGCUUCUCUUUUUUCUCUAUUCUGAAGGUAAUAAGACAAAAAAAAGGAUGUUACCAAUAUAACACAAAGCAUAAUCUCAUCUGUCCUGAAAAUGUUGGAAAUCUGUAUUUCUGUUGGAAAUCUGUAAGGAGCAUCACUAUUGAAAUUUGGAUUUAUACAUAUACAAAUAUGUGUUACUGAUUCUGUGUUGUUUUAUUUUUAUAGAAUGUACACAAUAAAGGGGUUUAAUUUAGUUUUUAUGUGAGUGAAAUCUUGUUAGAAGACACAUGACACAUUUAUAAUUUAUUUUUAGUUUUUUUUAACAACAAGGAACAGGUGAGACAGAUCAUGACACGUGAAGGAUACAGUCAGUGACAUGAUAGGGGAGGAGACAGGACUUGAAUGAAAACAAAAACACACAUGGUAAUAUAAACAAGACAUAAGAAUACGGAAGUGUUUUUUGAGAAAAGUGAGCACUUUUGACUCAAAAUCAAUAUAAAUAAAGAUUAUUAUUAUUAUUAUUAUUAUUAUUAUUAUUAUUAUUAUGUGUGUGUGGAGUUUGCAUGUCUCCCUGUGCUUCGGGGGUUUCCUCCGGGUCCUCUGGUUUCUUCCCCCAGUACAAAGACAUACGUUGUAGUCUGAUUGGCGUUUCCAAAUUGUC
Molecule: messenger RNA, 7635 nt
Organism: Ictalurus furcatus (blue catfish)
Lineage: Eukaryota; Metazoa; Chordata; Actinopteri; Siluriformes; Ictaluridae
Product: hemicentin-1-like
Exons: 27
Coding region: 202-6669 (2155 amino acids)
Source: RefSeq, a predicted model, not a curated record